Molecule: messenger RNA, 2076 nt
Organism: Antechinus flavipes (yellow-footed antechinus)
Lineage: Eukaryota; Metazoa; Chordata; Mammalia; Dasyuromorphia; Dasyuridae
Gene: SLC39A13
Product: solute carrier family 39 member 13
Exons: 10
Coding region: 68-1210 (380 amino acids)
Biological process (GO): intracellular zinc ion homeostasis; zinc ion transmembrane transport
Cellular component (GO): membrane
Molecular function (GO): zinc ion transmembrane transporter activity
Source: RefSeq, a predicted model, not a curated record
GCCCCAGGGAUUGGGGUAGAGGUUCCGGCGUGAUCCAGAAUCCUGGAUCUAGAACUGUGCUCCUGCCAUGUUCCUUUCCCACCCCAGAAGUCAGCCUGGGAUCUUCUGCCUCAGAGCCCGUGAUUCGCCUGGAUGCCCCUGUGCUGGCGCUGGCAUGACUGGGCAACGCCUCCUCCUCACCACGCUGGCCCUGGGGCUCGUCGGGGUGGCCCGGGGGGCCCAGCCGGCCCUGAGGGGCCGGGCGGCGGCGGCUUGUCGUCUGGAUGACAAGGAGAGCGAGUCUUGGGGGGCCCUGCUGAGCGCCGAGCGGCUGGACGCCUGGAUCUGCUCCCUGGUGGGCUCGCUCAUGGUGGGCCUCAGCGGGGUCCUGCCGCUGCUGGUCAUUCCCCUGGAGACGGGCGCCGCCCUCUGCUCCGAAGCUGGCUCCCAGCGCCUGAAGCAGCUGCUGAGCUUCGCCCUGGGGGGGCUGCUGGGGAACGUGUUUCUGCACCUGCUGCCCGAGGCCUGGGCCUACACCUGCAGCGCCACCACGGGCCGGGCCGGGCAGAGCCUGCAGCAGCAGCAGCUCCUGGGCCUCUGGGUCAUCGCCGGCUUCCUGACCUUCCUGGCUCUGGAGAAGAUGUUCCUGGACAGCAAGGAGAAGGAUCGCCCCAGCCAGGCCCCCACCAAAGACCCGGCUGCUGCCGUGCGCAAUGGAGGCCGCUGCCUGGCCCUGCCGGCCGCGGUUCCAGGCCUGAGCAUUGAGGUGCAGAAAAUCAAAAUCAGCGGCUACCUCAACCUGUUGGCCAACACCAUCGACAACUUCACGCACGGGCUGGCUGUGGCGGCCAGCUUCCUGGUGAGCAAGAAGAUCGGCCUUCUGACGACCGUGGCCAUCCUGCUCCACGAGAUCCCCCAUGAGGUGGGUGACUUUGCGAUCCUGCUGCGGGCCGGCUUUGACCGAUGGAGUGCGGCCAAGCUGCAGCUCUGGACGGCGCUGGGGGGCAUCCUGGGCGCCUGCUUCGCCAUCUGUGCCCAGUCUCCCAAAGGAGCAGGGGAGACCAUUGCCUGGAUCCUCCCCUUCACCUCCGGGGGCUUCCUCUACAUCGCUCUGGUCAACGUGCUGCCGGACCUCCUGAAGGAGGAGAACCCUUGGAACUCCUUGCAGCAGGUGCUGCUGCUGUUCACGGGCAUAGUGAUGAUGGUGCUCUUCUCGCUCCUGGCCGAGUGACGCCCCCGAGACCCUCGGCCCCCCCGCAAUAAGACUCCUGGUGGUCCCGUGACCUCGUGUGUGUGCUUGGGAGCCAGCGUGGGGGUGGGGGGUGAGCCGCCCGCGUGGGCAGACUCCGAGCCUGGCGCCCCCGCCCCUCUGGUGGCCGGCUCUGGUCCCGGUCUCUGGGAAAUAAGCUUUGGGGAGCAGCGGCGUAGGAGUGUGGGGUGCAGAAGGGUCCGGGGGAAGGGGACAGAGAGGACAGCCAGAACUUCUGGUUGCAGGGGUGGCCUCGGGCCUGGGGAAAGUGGGAGGAGGGGCCCUGGGCCUCAGUGAGGAGGGGGGCACCCCCACUUCUCUCUGUUGGGGCUCCUCUUCCCUGCUGUUCCCCAGCCGGGAUCCGACAGCGCCCCGAAAAUCCGGAGGCAGCCUGGCUCUGGCCCCACCCUUGGCCCCGGCCCCCAUUUGGCCCCGGCCCCUCCGAGAGCUGAGGGAUGGGGGGGGCCGGGUUUUCUGAGGGACAGGCCCGAGGCCGGUGGGCCUCUAUCCGCAGGCUGGAGGCCCGGCUCCCACCUCCCCCCUCCCGCUACCAAAGGAAGUAUUUAGUCAGCACCGAGUGCUGGAGAGAGCCCGGCCCCGCCCCUCCCCCGGCUAGGCCUUCGUCGGGAGGGCGGGGAGCAUGCUGGGAAGCUGCGCUCAGCGCCCGGGAAUGUGCCCGCUGCCCCCGCGGGGAGCCCCGCCAGAGGCCCACUGGGGCUGGAGCCCGGGCGCCCCCUGGAGGACAGCGGGGGAAGCGGCUGCAGAGACGCGGUCGGUUUUACGACGGGCCUGCGCCCUUCUGCCCCAGAAUGGAGAGGAUUUGCAAAUAAAUCUUAUUUUAUCCUGAA